Molecule: messenger RNA, 2958 nt
Organism: Xiphophorus hellerii (green swordtail)
Lineage: Eukaryota; Metazoa; Chordata; Actinopteri; Cyprinodontiformes; Poeciliidae
Product: D-threitol dehydrogenase
Exons: 7
Coding region: 1647-2741 (364 amino acids)
Molecular function (GO): O-methyltransferase activity; oxidoreductase activity, acting on the CH-OH group of donors, NAD or NADP as acceptor
Source: RefSeq, a predicted model, not a curated record
CCUCAUGAUCCCUUGAUGAGGGACAGCAUUGAUAAACUAGAAAGGAAAAGGACAGAGAAAUGAUCUGUAAUCACCACCUGCAAUAUCACGCUUUUAUAGGUGUUGUCUUGCGAAUUGCCUCUCAUCAGCAGCAGGUGAAAUUGAUUCACAAUAAGUGUUACUAACUGGUGGCAUUGAUUCUACAAAGGUGUGACUGCAUUACAUUGUUUUGUUAAGUGUUCCCUUUAUUUUUUGAGCCGUGUAUUUCUCUAAUAUCAUGGACAUCAUUUCAUUUUUUGUUUAAGAUCAUGUCCUUAUUUAGCCCUGAAUAUAUGUAGAGAACUGGUCUUAUUUAGCCUGCAUGUCCUUUCUAAAAUUAUCUUAAACAAAGACAUUGAUAGUUAACUUUAACAACAUUUAGCUAUAGAUGAACAUGUUAAUCUGGAUGGUGUGACAUCCUCACAAUUACAGGUGACUUAUUAAAUUCAAUUAAGCAAUUAGAAUACAUUCUUCAGAUAUCCUUUUUGUAGAGUAAAGCUGCCCUGGUACUUGGAGAUAACCAAGUUCUCCAUACUGUAUAUAUGAAAUGCCUGAAUAGAACAUAAGUGGAAAAAUUCAACUUACCUUAAUAUAAAAUUCACUUACUCUACUGACUUGAGAAAUAUUGCACCCCUGGUUAACAUCUGCAUUUUCUAUUUGUUAAUUAGUUUGAUUUGUUUUCACCCAGUUGACAGGCGUAUUUACAGACUGGCAGUGUGCAUGUUGUAAAGAUCACUAUUACCAAUUAGUUCACGCACAUCGGCAAUGUGUUGCAUAAUAUUUAUUUGCAGUUGCAAAUAUAUUAAUGUGAAUACACACAUGGCACUGCAUUGCAUCAGCUAAAAUACACUAACUCUGUGUUGGCAAAGACGUUUGUGACAUCACGUUUUUAGUCAGAUGUACCACAUUCAAGUUUGGGUUCAAAAACCAUUCGACUCAGAGGUUGUUUUUGUCUUUGGUACACAUUCUAUGGCUGCAAUGUAUAAAUACCAUGAGAAGCCUACAAAGGUAUCCAACAGAUAUGCAGAAACCUAAGGUCAACAUUUUACAAUGAAAAGCAAAACGCGAUUUCAAAACCUAGGAAAUUAAGCAACUUCAGGGUACAACAGCCUUGGUAAAAUGACCCCUCAUAUGUGGUUCAUGCUUUUUACCUUUAGACUCUAGAGGCACUGGCUGGUGUGUAGAUUCAGCACAAUCUGUGGCAAAGGUUCAUCCACUGCCAGUUGACUAUACACACAACUGCUGUCAAAUUAAAGAAAUUAGCGUGUUUGCAAGAAAUCUGUGCUUAAACUAAGAAGUUGUGGAGUUGUAAGUAAUUCUUAAAUGAGAAAUAAUUACUCUGUGUUCUUGUCAGCGACAGUCCAGUGAGACAAAAAAACAUAUGUUUUACAUAUUUCAAAAGAAUCUUCUUAUUUGAAUAUUCUGGAAGGUGACCUGGUACAGAUUGACCCGCUGCACUUCUUCACCUCUUUACUUUUCCUGUCACUGUUUGUGUCAGUUUGUUUUCAUAACCAGACUGGUCAGUUAUUAACUGACAUUUUAGUGCACACUUGCAAGUUUUGUAAUUAUGUCACAUUCCUUUUCUUUUUUUUCCCCAGGAAUUAGCCGCCACCGGUGACCAAUUCGACAUGGUCUUCAUUGAUGCAGACAAGAGUAAUUAUAUCAAUUACUACAACUUUAUUAUGGACAAUAACUUGUUGAGAUUGCAAGGGGUUAUAUGUGUAGAUAACUCACUCUUCAAAGCAAGGGUUUAUCUUAAAGACACUACGGAUAUCAACGGCCUGGCUCUUCGAGAUUUCAACCAGUUUAUUGCGAAUGAUCCCCGGGUAGAGCAGGUCAUCAUCCCUCUCAGAGAUGGCAUCAGUCUUAUCAGGCGUGUCUCUCUGACCUCAGCAUAUUUGCUCUCUCAGGAUGACAUUACGGACGAUGAAGUCUUUCGAGGUGUCAAGGGGCGUUUCAUCCUGGAUCGGAUGCGUCUGGAUGGGAAGGUGGCCUAUGUGACAGGUGGCGGGCAGGGCAUUGGCCGGGGGUUUGCUCAUGCCCUGGGUGAGGCUGGUGCCAAGGUGGCUGUGGUGGACAUAGACCAGACCAAAGCUGAGGCAGUGGUUAAGGAGCUCCUCCUCAAAGGCAUCAACGCCAUUCCUAUCCCAGCUGACAUCAGCAAUUCGGACGACGUUCAGAGGAUGGUUGACACCAUUGUGUCAAAAUGGGGAGCGAUCCACAUCGCCUGCAACAACGCUGGCAUUAACAAGAACUCGGCCAGCGAAGACACCAGCUUAGAGGAGUGGGACCAGACCUUCAGCGUGAAUCUGAGAGGGAUGUUUAUGUGCUGUCAGGUGGCUGGUCGAGUGAUGUUAAAGCAAGGAUAUGGAAAGAUUAUUAACACAGCAUCCAUGGCCAGUAUAAUAGUGCCCCAUCCUCAGAAGCAGGUUUCCUAUAACACAUCCAAAGCUGGAGUCGUCAAACUGACCCAGACUUUGGGAACUGAAUGGAUUGACAGAGGAGUGCGCGUCAACUGCAUCUCACCGGGGAUUGUUGACACCCCUCUCAUCCACUCAGAGGAUCUAAGGCCUCUGGUGCAACGCUGGCUGUCAGAUAUUCCUGCUGGUAGACUGGCUCAAGUGACAGAUCUGCAAGCUGCAGUGGUCUACUUGGCAUCUGAUGUCUCCGACUACAUGACAGGGCAUAACUUAGUCAUAGAGGGUGGGCAAAGUCUGUGGUAGAGGCAGUACAUGAAACUUUUUCCUCACUCUUUUAGAAUUAAACUUGAUAUUUGGAGUUUUACAAGAUGCUGCUUCUCUGUUUGUUGUCUUAAAUGAUACAACUGAACUUUUAACAGAUGAAAAUUGUUAGCAUAUUUUGUUACACUCAAAUCCUUGUAUUCUAUCUUGAUAUAUGUGAGACUGGUGUAAAAAAACGAAUAAAAAAUCUGGAAAGUGA